GAGAGAGAGAGAGAGAGAUAUGGGUGAGGUUGCAGUGGUACCAUCAUCAUGCUAUAAAAGCUUCUUAAUCCGUGCAGGGGCCCAUUUUAGCAGAUGGCAGUGGAAGGGCAAACCGAGCGGGAAAUGGCCAUGCCGUGUGUGGCGUGAUGAUUCAAGAUCACAGCCACUGUUGAUAAAGAGCCAGACCACGAAACCUUCAACUUAUUCUUCCAGUAUCACCACCGAUAUCCCUCUCUACGAAUCCCCUGAGGCAUCUUUCGACGAAUAUCUGAAAGAUAAGCCCAGAGUCUUUAAAGCAAUCUUUCCUGAUAAACGAAGAAGUCAGCAGCUUAAUGAGGAAGACUGGAGAAUCCAUAUGCUGCCCAUCCAAUUCCUGUUUCUGACUGUCUGGCCAGUAAUUGACAUGAGGUUGAAAUGUAAAUCAAAAGGGAUAGAUUACCCAGCUAGAGUACCUCAUGAUAUCACAAAGGUUCUUGAUCUUGAGAUUAUAAGAUGGGAGCUCCAGGGGUUAGAUGACAUUCUCAAGCCAUCUCAGUUUUCCCUCGGUGUAAAAGGAGCUCUGUACCCUGAAAGGCAGGAAGCACAAAGCCGGCUUAAAGGUCAAUUACAGAUGACCAUAAGCUUUGUUCUCCCUCCUGUGCUUGCUUUGGUCCCUGAAGAUGUUCGUCGAGAUGUUGCAGAAUCGGUGCUAAAGAGAUUGGUGGAGAGCAUGAAGCACAAAGUUAAUGGUAGCUUGCUUGCUGAUUACUUUGAGUUCAAGAAGGAGAAACCCAAAAGUUUAGUGUCAGCUGAAGGCUGAAUCUGAUGACGAAUUUGACAGGUUGAUUUUGUUGCAGACCUGAUUGGCACAAGUGGUUAGAAAACGAGAGAAAACUCAUGUAACCAUACAAAGAGGCCUGGGAGAACCUGGUAACCUUGGAAAGCAAAUCUCCAUUUAUAUUUCAAAUAAACUGAGUUGAACAAAUUUGUUUAAGUGAAUGUUGCCUUUUGAUGUAGAUAGUUUUUCACGAAAGUAGUUUUCGGGAGUUUUAUUCGAAUCUGAAUAUGAACCUGAACUGAAGAAACCAGAGGAUGGUUAUAUUAUCUUUUGUCAAAUAUGUUGGCACUUAAAUUGAUGGGGUUAUCAAACAUUG
Messenger RNA from Ilex paraguariensis (yerba mate), 1133 nucleotides. NCBI's taxonomy places the organism in Eukaryota, Viridiplantae, Streptophyta, Magnoliopsida, Aquifoliales, Aquifoliaceae. The record is from the annotation of a GenBank genome assembly.